Striga asiatica is the source of this 534-nucleotide messenger RNA. NCBI's taxonomy places the organism in Eukaryota, Viridiplantae, Streptophyta, Magnoliopsida, Lamiales, Orobanchaceae. The record is from the annotation of a GenBank genome assembly.
AUGAAUGCCCUGAGGACAAGCCAGGCCCUCUCCUCCCCUCCUCCAUCCUCCACCACCUCCGAUCGCUGCCACCCCCUCCCGUUCCUCGCCCUCAGGCCCUCCGCCCCCCGCCGCAGCCACAUCCCCUCAUCCGCCCUCCACGACUUCGAUCCUGCAUCCGCCCGGUGGCUCCGCUUCUCCCAACUCCACCUUAUCACCUCCGCCGCCGGACUCCUCUACCUAUGGUCCUCUCCCGCCGCCAAAACCCCCCCAAAAUCCCACGUCGUCUGCAACCCCCUCACCGCCCAGUUCAAAACCCUCCCCCAUCUCGGCUACGUCCUCGUCGGCCGCCUCAUCACCGCCGCCGUCGCCUUCGUCCUCACCGAGCUCGCCGUCCUCUACUACCCCACCGACGGCGGCUCCAGCCUCAAUAGGCUCAAUUCAAGUCCAAUUUUCCAUCAAACCCCCCGGCCCCAUCCUUAUCUCCGAUUCCAUUUGAAAUCGACCAACAGAGAUCAAAGAAAAGAGAUUAGAGCAGAUUGGAGAUGGACAUGA